Salpingoeca rosetta is the source of this 2828-nucleotide messenger RNA. RefSeq lists its product as uncharacterized. The transcript is spliced from 12 exons. Gene Ontology annotation, molecular function: arylsulfatase activity. The coding region runs from base 415 to 2496 and encodes 693 amino acids. The record is from RefSeq and is a predicted model, not a curated record. NCBI's taxonomy places the organism in Eukaryota, Choanoflagellata, Craspedida, Salpingoecidae.
GCGUCAUUACUCAUCGCGAUCUCCAAGCAAGCAAGAAGCAAGACAACGGCACACACCCACACACGCAAGACGCACACCAACCCCCACCCCAAGAUAGAAAAGACGCGGGCUGGUUGGUUGCAUCGCUGUCAUCAUCACUAUCACACUCCUCCAGUAAGCAACACCGAGCUUGGUGCCACACCACAGAUAGCCCUGAGCCAACCCAAACGAAGACAAGACGCAAGAAGCACAAACUUGGAAGCAAACAAACGCCAGAACCACAAACCAGAACCAGCCUAGCCGUGCAGCACGACGCAAGACCACAUUCAUCUGCCUCCAUCGUUGACACUGUCAUCAAGCAAGCGACCAAGCAAGCAAACACAGGAGAAGCAAGGAAGAAGCAAAGGGUUGCAGGUGCUCUGCAGCAGAGCAAAGAUGGCAGCCGUUCACGCUCGCCUUUGUGGCCUUGGCCUGGGGUUCGCUUGCAUCGCGGUCAUGGUCUUCAUGAUGGCGCGCUCAGCCUCACCUCGGCCCGUGGCUGGAACCCAGACACGCCAUCACCACCGCAAACCCAAUUUUAUCGUUCUCUUCGCCGAUGAUCUUGGAGUCAACGAGAUUCGUCUGGACAACGUGCCAAAUGGCUACACAGGCAACAACCACACCAUCGCCACGCCAAACCUGCAGCGCCUGGCAAAUGAGGGCAUGGUGUUCCACAACUGGUACAGCGCCUUCCAUGUGUGCUCGCCCUCCCGUGCCAGCAUGAUGACGGGCCGCUACAGCAUUCGCAGUGGCAUUGGCAGCUCUCCUCUCAAGUAUGCACCAGAUGCCCCAGGAGGACCACUACCAAGUCAGGUGUUCUCUGCAGAGGCCGUGGGCGGCCUUCCGCUGAACGAAACAACAAUCGCAGAGGCACUGCUGCCGCAGGGAUACGCUACCAUGGCCAUCGGCAAGUGGCACCUGGGCCAGCGAGACAUCUACCUGCCCACAGCACGCGGCUUUGAGGAAUACUAUGGCAUCCCCUUUUCACAAGAUAUGGGGAUGAGCUUCUGGCUGCCGUUUGACUACAAUGGCAUUGCACCGAUGGAGCCCACGCCCAUUCCCAAGCUGAAAGGCAAUGCAGUCGUGGAACAGCCGGCCGCACUGGACAAGCUCGCAGACGAGUACGCGCAAGUUGCAAAGGAGUUUGUCAUGCGCAACGCGCAGAAGGACCGGCCGUUCUUCCUCUACCUUCCGUUCAACCACGUGCACACGCCCAACUCGUGCUCGCCGCGCUUCUGCAGCACCAGCAAGUCAGGCCCCGUCGGCGACGCCGUACAGGAGAUGGACUGGGUCAUUGGCGAAGUGAUGGACGCCCUCAAGCACGCGGGUGUCGACGACAACACGCUUGUGCUGUUCACCAGCGACAACGGCGCGCCACUUGCCAACGACGAGCAAGGAAACCUCCCGCUGCGUGAUGGCAAGGCGAGCACGUGGGAGGGCGGCUUCAAGGCACCGGGCAUUGCGUGGUGGCCAAACCGCAUCCCUGCAGGCUCCCAGUCCAAGGCACUCGUCUCCACCCUCGACGUCUUCACCACAGUCAUCACCAUGGCAGGCGGCGACGUGCCAACAGAUCGCAUCAUCGAUGGCAUUGACCUGAGCCCCAUUCUCUUCAACGGAUCCAAGCAGGGUCAUGAUUGCAUCAUGUUCUACCACAACGCCGCUGCAGUUAAUGCAAGUGGCGAGCUGUAUGCUAUGCGUUGCGGCGAUCACAAGAUCUACUGGGCUACACAGUCCACGACCACGCAGCCCUGGCCCGAUGGUCCACAGGACCCGCCCCUCCUCUUCGACCUCGAAGCAGACCCGGCAGAAACAAAGCCCAUCCACCCCAAGAGCACCGAGUAUGGAUUGAUUCGUCUUCGCUUGGAGGAAGCACGGCUCAAACACCUGUCCACCAUCUCCAUCGUGCCAGACCAGAUGGCACGAGGGUCCAAGAGCGAGUUUGCCAUCUGCGCGGCACCCGACAGCAAGGCAACGUCGCCAGCAUGGCCCAACUGCACACUCACCCCGGAGAACUGGCAGCCAGCGGGCGUAUGCAACUCGACCCGCUGCCUUCAGACCAACCCGCACUUUCGCACGCGGUGUGGCCCGCGCCUGUGCCCGGGACCCCGCUGUCCACCUGUUCCCCAGCAGAACUUUGUCGGCUGCUUCCACAACCAUAUCCUAGGCAAAUGCGACUUGCCCAUCGUCAUCACAGGCACGUGCAGCAAUGUAAGCAAACCCUUGUUUGGGAACAUGGACGUGGACGUGUGCAACGCCCUUUGUCAAGGGCAUAAUUUCUUCGGCGUGGGCGAUGGCGGUGUAGGGUGCUACUGCGGGUCAACCUACGGCAGCCAGGGCGCUGCGCCGGCAUCGAAUUGCAGCUGGCCCUGUGUCGGUAACCCCUUGCAGACGUGUGGUGGUAAAGACCUCAACAGCAUCUACCGCGUCGCGCCCGUCGACCAACCCAGCACCCCAUGGCAGCAUCUUGAAAGCGUGUAAUCCACUCCAAGUCCAAUGGCUGGAACUCUGCUGCUUUUGCUGUGUGAUGGGUGGGGUGUGAGUUAUGCGUUCGCAGCUGAGCGGAAGAGUUGGUUUGAGGGUGACGCGUGUAUGCUUGCUGGCAAGCUGGGCGCAGCUGGACCCCUGGACUCUUGGAUGUGGGUGCGUGAUGGAUGCAGUGACGAAUGAUGAAUGUGUAAUGUAACCGUGUGUGUGUCUGUAAGUCUGUAUGCGCUGCAAAUCGUGGUGGUGGAUGGAUUGAUUGUAUUGAUUGGACUAUUGGACCUUGAAAACACAAUGAAAUGUAAACAGAGAGUAAACAGAGACCACGA